Molecule: messenger RNA, 1844 nt
Organism: Dicentrarchus labrax (European seabass)
Lineage: Eukaryota; Metazoa; Chordata; Actinopteri; Moronidae
Gene: dctn5
Product: dynactin 5
Exons: 6
Coding region: 140-688 (182 amino acids)
Source: RefSeq, a predicted model, not a curated record
AAACCCAUUCAACAGUGUGCAGAAGAAGAAGAGGCUGAGAGGGCUGACAGCGCAGCGGAGAGCAACAACACAUCGAUGUGUUUGUCGUUAUUACGCAUUUAUCCCCACUUCUCUCAAACAUUUGACCAAAUUCCCAGCCAUGGAGUUGUCUGAAAUACUGUACAACAAAGCGGAGUACAUUGAGACGGCUUCUGGCAACAAAGUGAGCAGACAGUCGGUGCUGUGCGGGAGUCAAAACAUCGUCCUCAAUGGCAAAACUAUUGUCAUGAAUGACUGCAUUAUCAGAGGGGACCUGGCUAAUGUCAGGGUGGGCAGACACUGUGUGGUGAAGAGCCGGAGUGUCAUCCGUCCACCUUUUAAAAAGUUCAGCAAAGGAGUGGCGUUCUUCCCGCUGCACAUCGGAGACCACGUCUUCAUCGAGGAGGACUGUGUGGUCAAUGCAGCACAGAUUGGUUCCUAUGUCCAUAUUGGCAAGAACUGUGUCAUAGGUCGUCGCUGUGUGCUGAAGGACUGCUGCAAGAUCUUAGACAACACCGUACUCCCUCCUGAGACAGUGGUGCCACCUUUUACCGUCUUCUCCGGAUGCCCAGGUCUAUUUUCAGGAGAGCUCCCAGAGUGCACGCAGGACCUGAUGAUUGAUGUAACCAAGAGCUACUACCAGAAGUUCCUGCCUCUCAGCCAGAUCUGAGUCCUGCCCCGAGACCUUGAGCAGGAUCCACAUCCUUUCCAGCCAGUUCCAGGUCAGGAUCAGGGUCUCUAGUCAGACUGGAAUUGACUCUUGAGAUCUCACCUUCCAUCCUUCUGCCCCCUAAGUUUCUCUGCCCACGGAAAAACAUUUGGUCCUAUUAAGAGCCCUUAUAUGAUUCUAGUCUUAGUAUGAGAAAAGCACACAAUGAAUAAAACGUGACAUAGCUGCAGUAGUUUGAACGUUUGCUGCUCCAAAUUGCAGAGAAAAGUCUUACAUCCAAAAAGUUUUAGGUAUUUUUUGAGUUUUGAUUUUCCAGUGAUGUCCAUGCAGUCUGCUCAGUGUGCUGUGGAGAACCUCAAGGACCUUUUGUGUGGCUCGCUUCGCUCUCUGACAGCAGCAUUAGGUGAAGAUGAGGAGGAGCAAUGAGAGGAAGGAGAUGAAGGGUGGAGGAAUGUGGGAACACACAGCUUGUAAAAUACCACCCAUGGACCAAAACAAUAGCAACAGCAGUUGUGUUUGAGGAUGUUGGCUGUACAUUAUUCAUGUCCACAGAUCACUUGGGCAACAGAGCAGUACACACAGUCUGCUGUUUUAGUCUGUCGUAUUUUUGAUUUUGAAGAACGUGUGUUUGUUUAAUUCCUUCUUCACCGGCUUAUGUCAUUAUGUCAUUUGUCAUAAAACUUAAUUUAAUACUAUUAUUUUUAUUUUGUGUUUCAAAUGAUCAACUGCAACCCUAAAGGUCCAGUGUGUAACAUUUAGGAGGCUCUAUUGGCAGAAAUAUAAUAUUCAUGUUUGUAUUAGUGUAUAAUCACCUGAAAAUAAGAAUUGUUGUUUUCGUUACCUUUGAAUAAGCUGUUAUAUUUAACGUAGGCAGGUCCUCUUCUACGGAGUAUGAGGUGAUUCUACAGUAGCCCAGAACAGACACACCAAACACUGGCUCUAGAUAGGGCCUUUCAUAAGUUUCCUAGCCUCUUUCUUUCUUGGUUCUUGCUGCUAGAUGCCACUAAAUCCUACACACUGGUCCUUUAAUUUCAACAUGUCGAUGUGUGCAGGACAGCCCUCUGUGCUCUGAUGCCUUUGUUAUUUUCUGUGAGCACACAAAAAACCAGGGCCAACACUUAAAACACUGCAGCAAAUAAAUAAAUAUAAACGCGGA